Molecule: messenger RNA, 1743 nt
Organism: Melitaea cinxia (Glanville fritillary)
Lineage: Eukaryota; Metazoa; Arthropoda; Insecta; Lepidoptera; Nymphalidae
Product: neural cell adhesion molecule 2-like
Exons: 10
Coding region: 107-1636 (509 amino acids)
Molecular function (GO): protein binding
Source: RefSeq, a predicted model, not a curated record
AAUCCAUUUGCGAGCAACUGUUUGAACAAUCAUGAAGUCUACGAGUAUAUAGAGUUAGUUUUAAAUAUAGUCUUGAAUAUCUAGUUUGUGCUAAGUGAAAGACAAAAUGAAGUGGGUCUUUUAUGUUAUCGUAUUUAUUUACAUGUUCUAUAGAGCAGUUUAUGGUCUAAAAUCAAUUCAAAAAGAAACAAGAGGAUUAUCCAUCGAGCCGAUAGAUUAUGGAUGGGAUAAGCACUAUUACAGUGCAGGUACACGAAAAUCCAUCAUCUGCAAGGGCACAAACAAAAACCAAAAGGUAGAAUGGGUAAAUCCUUCAGGAAAUGUUGUACAGCGUGUAGCGACGAAUAGAGUGUUCGCGCAGGAACAUUUUUUACCAACCUACCAAUCACGCGUUCCUGCUAUGGUUUUGAUAUUCAGUCAUGCUAAUGUAGAAGAUACAGGAGUUUGGGAGUGCCGAUCUGGGGAUGUGAAAAAAAGUGUUUCACUUUGCGUAAUUGAACCGUCACAAUUCUUGGAUACACCAACAGAAGUAACAGUAGACCGAGGCCGUUCUAUAACGCUAUCUUGUCAGGCAAAAGGUGAACCCGAACCGAGACUGCUUUGGCAUAGAAAUGGAGAAAUUAUAACAGAGGAUCUCAAUCCUUCAAAGUAUCAAGUCAUGACUAAGUAUAAUAGCCAAGGAUUUGAAGGUCUCUUGACUAUUACAUCUCUGGAACCCGAAGACAGUGGCGUUUACAAUUGCGAGGCGAUACAAGAGAGUCCGCGUAUAGAUGAUUGUAUGGCGAGCGUCAGCGUGAACAUAAGUCUGCAAGUUAAUUAUGCCCCUAUGUUUGCUGAUGGCAACGAUACAGCAUUGGUUCCUGGCAAAGAAAACGAAAGCGUGGAUUUAGUCUGUGCUUCAGACGCACAUCCAACACCAACCUACAGGUGGUUUAAGGAAGAUGGAGAUAUUUUAACUGAGUUUGCAAAGGAAGAUAUAAAAUUAUUAGACAAUGGAGAGAAGGCUGUACUUACUUUAGUAGCGAAUGAGACGACUUUUGGUCAAAGAUAUCGAUGUCGGGCUAGCAAUCAAUAUGGAGAGUUUGAUAAAAUGUUCGCAAUAUUAAAAUUAGAAAGACCUAGGAAACCAAAUGAGGUAAGCCUAGAAAAUUCUACAUAUAAUGCCUUGAAUUUUGAAGUUAAAUGGUACGGAGAAAUAUUCUUCCCAGUCGAGGAAGUACUUAUUCAAUAUAUGGACUUAAAAAGUUUCAUAAAAAAGCGAGUAGGAACUCCUAGAGAGAUGGACUGGAAAACAGCCGGCGAAGCUCUUUUAAAAGUUGAUGGGUACGAUGCUGUGAAUACCGAAAGUGCAGGACUAAAGGUAACGUUACCUGAAUUAGUUGAAAAAACUGAAUACUGGGUACGGAUUCGUGCUUCCAACGAAGCCGGUGACUCUCCAUGGUCGGAACCAAUACUUGCUUCAACAAUUGAUCGGCCGGAGGUUGAAGCAAAGAUGGAAAUUGUUGAAAAAUCGCAAGAUGAUCCAGAAGCAGCGACUGCUUCGGAGAUAUCUGAUGGAACAUUUUACGGGAUUUUCUUCGCUGGUGGCAUUCUAGUAGUAGCCAUAGGAUGUAUGUUUGCCAUGCGUUUGGUUUAGUUAAAUUAGUUUGGUUAAAUCUAAUGUUAUAAAAUUACUUGUUAUUUUUGCGUCGGCAUAUGUAAUUUUUUCUCUAUUUUUUCGUUUGGUAAAAAUGUUAUCAAAUA